Messenger RNA from Ficedula albicollis (Collared flycatcher), 2569 nucleotides. RefSeq names its product neurexophilin 1 (gene NXPH1). Gene Ontology annotation, molecular function: signaling receptor binding. Lineage: Eukaryota; Metazoa; Chordata; Aves; Passeriformes; Muscicapidae. Bases 627 to 1442 code for a protein of 271 amino acids. The transcript has 3 exons. The record is from RefSeq and is a predicted model, not a curated record.
CCCCCCUCCGCUGCUCUUUCUCUUUCCCCAAGCAGUGAGCCUCGGACAGUGCUCGGCUCCAGCGCUUUAUUUUAAGAUGAUCGGCCAAGGUCUUUGCAGAUAGAUUUUAUCUGAAGUUAAAUAGCAGGCGCUCGCCGCUCACUAGCCAAUAAGUCAUUUUUAAUAGAGACAAAUCGCUCUGGACGCCCCGGAGCGCCGGUGCCGCCGCUCCUGCCCGCGCCCCCCGCCGAAGGCGAGCGGGCAGCCCGGGCAUCUCCCUCCUCCCGUAAGUGUCCUGCUCGGCGGAUCCAGAGCGCGGCCGUGUGCGGAGAAGGGGAGGCAAGGGGGGGAGAGCCUGCCAGCCGCCCCGCCGCCCUGACAGUGCCUGCGCUGGAUGCACAGCGGCCGCGGGACACCUCGGCGCGGAGAGCGGCCAGGAGAUGCGCAGGGGUGGCGGGCUGCGCCGCGGCACUCAGCCCCUCUAGGCUGGCCCAUGGAGCGUCCCGCGGAGCCCCGUCCGCCGUCGGAUCCCCCACGCCGCUGGUGAGAGCUCUGCUUGUUCUGUAAAGUGGAUGUCAGGUGGAUCUAUGUUCUGGAAGGAACAAAGAGGCAGCGAAAGCAGCGCGGGGGAAGUUUGAGCGGCGAGGAUGCAGGCUGUGUACUGGUACGCGGUCCUUCUGCUGCAGCCCACUCUCUACCUGGUUACCUGUGCAAAUUUAACAAACGGAGGAAAAACAGAACUUCUAAAAUCAGGAAGCUCUAAAUCCACACUAAAGCACAUAUGGACAGAAAGUAGCAAAGACUUGUCCAUCAGCCGACUGCUGUCACAGACUUUUCGUGGAAAGGAAAACGAUACAGAUUUGGACCUGCGAUACGAUGCCCCAGAAACUUAUUCUGAGCAAGAUCUCUGGGACUGGCUGAGGAACUCCACAGAUCUGCAAGAGCCUCGGCCCAGAGCAAAGAGACGGCCCAUCGUCAAGACUGGGAAAUUUAAGAAAAUGUUUGGCUGGGGAGAUUUUCAUUCCAACAUCAAGACUGUGAAGCUAAAUCUGUUAAUAACAGGGAAAAUCGUUGACCAUGGCAAUGGGACGUUUAGUGUUUACUUCAGGCAUAACUCCACUGGUCAAGGGAAUGUAUCUGUGAGCCUAGUGCCCCCUACAAAAAUAGUGGAAUUUGACUUGGCACAACAGACGGUGAUUGAUGCCAAAGAUUCCAAGUCCUUUAACUGCCGAAUCGAGUAUGAAAAGGUUGACAAGGCUACCAAGAAUACACUCUGCAACUAUGACCCUUCAAAAACCUGUUAUCAGGAGCAGACCCAGAGCCACGUGUCAUGGCUCUGCUCCAAGCCCUUUAAAGUAAUCUGUAUUUACAUUUCCUUUUAUAGUACAGAUUAUAAACUAGUACAGAAGGUGUGUCCUGAUUACAACUACCACAGUGACACACCCUACUUCCCUUCAGGGUGAGGACCAACUUGUGUCUGAGACUGAAGCCUGGGGAAUAAAAGAGGUCGAAUGACAGGGCUGUAACCUCAAGGAGGAAGGCCACAUCUAUUGCCUGGAAUGUGUCUACCUGCUGCUGCUGAUGUCAAAUGGCUGCAAAUAUGUUAGUGGAAAACAAUCUAAUGUAAUUUUUGCCCAGUCAGCUCCAUGUAUCAAUCUAGGUGUAAAUCACUAUGGAUUUGAGAUAAAACCAUACAUACAUACACAGACACACACACACACUUUUCAGUGCACAUUAUUGAGAUUCCUGUUAAGAAAUCUUUCGUUGUCUUUUAUCUAAGGAUUCAGCAUAACCUAUCAUCAAGCAAAAUGGAUUAACUAGACAGUACAAGGUUUCUAACACAGACUGUUAUGGAAAUCUCCUUGAAUGUCCUUUGAGCACAUGCCAAUCAAUAAUCCUUAUUCAUGCAUUCUACUGCUUGAAGUAGCUGUACUGGUAAAUAAUACUGUAGGAAUAAUACUUGUUAAAAUGGGAAAAAAGUGUGUUUAGAGUUCAGUAUUCCGUAUUAUAUGAAUACAGCAAAGUGUCAUGACUUUCCCAGCACACAGUAGGCACAUUCAAGGUGGUGUUGGUGGCUCUUUUUCCAUGGAGCAAGCCUGUUUCUAGUAAAGAUGGGCAAACAUUUGGAAUUUACAUGUGAGCAGACAUUCUGGUUUAAUGUUUCUCUGACUCUUUAAACUCUGAUUCUUUAAACUUGUUUAAGUUUAGGCCAGGUAAACUACUUAUAAACUGGAAUUGCUCUCUAAGAAGGAAAAUGCCUGGCAGAGAACAUGUAAGUUAUAAGUGGCUGUCUUAUCUUUAUUACAAAAUAUUGUAACAAAUUCAAUAUCCUAGUCUUCAUUUGUAUGAAUGGUUUGUAUUGUACAUAAUUUAACCAGUGUUAUUUGAGCUGCUUAUUAAUAUUAACUUGUAAUUGUCUCUCUGCUUGUUAUUGGUUAAAACAAUCAAGGAAAUGAGGAAUCCAUUUUAUCAAUGUAGCUGUAAACUCCAUUAAAAGACAGAACUAUGUACAAAGCAUUUACUCAGCUAAAGUAUUGUUGAAAGCUAUACAUAUACAACAUUACAGUCUGUCUGUAUUUAGAUAUUUUAU